CAUAAAUUGAUCAAACAUGCCCAACAAAAGUCCCAGGUUGGCUGUCCACCCAAGCAUUCAGCCUCAGUGCUAGUGCAUCGAGCUGAGGCUGGCUCUCUGUUGGCGCCAACUCACGCCGAUAUUUUCAACUUGAGCCGAAUCGAGCUUUGAAGAGGCCUGCCCUUAUUACUCUGUACUUCAUCAAGCACUGGUAUUGAGAAGAGUGCGGCAUUUCGGCUUCCCCGCACUUGCUGAGGUUCCAAUGUGAUGCCAAGCAUCGCUCACGCAUGAGUAGGAGCAUGGAGGAAGGAAAGAUGCUGUUUGAGGGAAAUACGUCAAAUAAUCGAUAGCUGGAUAACUCCGUAGAUGAUCAUGCAAUAAAUUCAGAUGAGCUUUUGGCAGGCAGUGGCAGGCAGUGGCAGGCACAGAAUGUUAAAAGGGCGGGGACACUUGGCCCUGGCUCUCUGCCAGAGGUGCCUGAAGGGUCCACCAAAUUGACGUCACCGCCAAGAGAUAAGAUGGGGCAGGCAGGACGAUCGCUGGCCCACCUCGUCCCAAUACUGCAAUUCAACGCGUUCGAAAACUCCAUCUUCUCCUCUUCCAUGCAUCGGGAGAGAUGAAAUUUUCUUGUGAAACCGGCAUCUUGCAGACGGCCAAGACACGAUGGAGGGUCCACCCCAACCAUAGGGAACCACGACACCCCGAUCAACGGUCCCUGAGUUUCCCCCUGGGUGGCCACAGAUCGCUUCAUGAUAUUGACAGAUAUCGACAAGAUGAGAUGAAUGUAUCUGGAAGCCACCUGGAAGUGCUGAACACGGCUGAACCCAAGAAAGCGUUCAGCCAUGCGGCAAUACGCAACCGACGGAGCCAGCACUACUACCUCCCAUUCCAUGACAAGACCUGGUUGGCGUCGUCCCACAACUGCUGUGGGUCGCUUGUGUUGAUCUGUCGGACUGUUUGA
Molecule: messenger RNA, 940 nt
Organism: Podospora pseudocomata
Lineage: Eukaryota; Fungi; Ascomycota; Sordariomycetes; Sordariales; Podosporaceae
Exons: 3
Coding region: 596-940 (114 amino acids)
Source: RefSeq, a predicted model, not a curated record